CAUGGUACGACCCCAUUUUAACAUGGCGACCCCCUUGUUUCCUUCGUUGAAUACCAACCACGAGUCUUUAUAAUUGACGUUUUCAUCCUACGUUCCCCUCAAGUCUCCGAUGUUGACAGGAACCCUGUUUUGUUGAUGUACUGUAAUGUAAUGUGUGAUCCUCUAAAAAGAUCGACCGGUAGAAGAGCCCAUGGCACACUGUCGUUCAUGCUACUACAAGUAUGGUAAAAACAGAGGACUUCUCAUCGAUGGCGGACAGCUGGAGAGACGUGUUUGAGAGGGGACGUUUGAUUCCCCCGCCGGGGCAGAUGGUGCGCCAGGCUGUGGACAGCCACCUCACUCAGUCCCGCGGCGUUCAACUCACCCUAAGUCGGCUCACGGCGGCGCACCGACCCAAGGAGACCGCAGAGGCUGAACCAGAUGCCACUUACCAGCUGCGAGUGACAUUCUUUGACAGAAAUCAUCAAUACUUCUUUGGGAGAACAUGGAAGAGCAGCCCGCAGAAGAUGAAAAACAAUAAGAUGACCCUCAAUGAGAUAUUGUACUUCCACACAUCUCUGAGGUUGCCCAGCAACGUGUUGGUUUUGGAGCUGGUGGCAUUGUCAACAAGGUCAGAUGGCUCAGAACAAGCCCUCGGGCAAGGCUUCACUGUUUUGGAUCUUUUCCCCAACAAGACAGAGCCUCAAGGGGACAGAAGAUUGAAUCUACUUCAUGGGUCACCAAGAGUUCUUUUACACCCACUGCUGAAGGAUAUCGUUGACUACAGUGAUCAUCUGAAAGCUAUUAAUGAGACACAUUUGGAAUGUGUGCUAAAAGGACACCCUGCACUGGCUUCUAUGAUGCACCUCCUUCCAGAGAAUGUCCUCGUGUCAAGCAGUGAGAACAUUCCUGGACUUUCACCUUCUCCAAGAGGGGAUGCACUCUUGAAACCUAUGUUGCUCAAGAUGCUACCCUUCACCCUGAGCAGAUUGACAAUCAGCCUCCAGCCAUCCCUCGAGGCCUUCGAGAGUCAGCUGCUGCAGCUCAUCAAUGCCGACUGCCAGAACACGCAACAGUCGAGCCAAGAGAGCUCACUCAAGACGGUUGUCAUCCAGGAAAGAAGGCUUCAUGUUGGGGUUCACAACGGCUGGUGUUUCAUUGAUACACCCCAAAUAAUGGUGCUAGAGCCCUUAUGCUCAGGGGUCAAAGGACGAGUGGACAGCGUCUCCAAACAUAAUAGCCAGACCAAAGACAGCUCGGCAGGAUCACUGGCCCCCCAGACGCUCGGCCUUCGCAGCAACUUGGAGAUCAGGCUGAUCAAUCACCAAGCUAUAGCAGUUGUCUUUCAGCUGGAGUAUGUCUUCUCUGCUCCAAUUGUCCGAGAGACAAUGCUGUCUGCCACAUCAACAUCCCGGGCAGCAUUCCUGCAGUGCCUCCGUUGGGCGAUGUUGUGCCCAUUCCACGAGCAGCCAAACUGGAAGGGGGAAGAGACAGAACUGGUACUACAAGGGGGUUCAAAGCCAAACCCUCUUGGACUCAUGGUUUACAACUCGGCCACAACUGAGAGCGCUGCACCACUCUCAACUUCAGGCACAGUUCAGGAUAUGAUCAAAUUUCGGCUGUCCCCCAGUUCAGAAAAAACGACAUCCAGUCCAAAGACGUCUGUGAGAACAAAGUUGGACGAUGGAUCACGUCAGGGACGUUCAUCUUCAUCGCCCACUCAAAGUCAAAAUGACAUCCACGAGGUUUUUUCUCCAGAAUCACCAUGGGGCCCUAAGCUAUCACUGUCUCAACUGACAGCUACCUCACACUCCCCGACCAUGAGCAAUUCCAGCUCAGAGUUGCCAUGGCAACAGUCGUUUCCUUCUCUUCACCAGCCUUCCCUAACGGCGCCGGUCCAGUGGCCAUCACAUGCUCCAAGAUCUCCUUCCCUCCGCGUUCACAGACAUGCACAAAACACACAUACGGAGGUCGGCUCAGUUGUCAGCAGUGUUCCGCACCUAGAGAUGGAUAUUCAGCCGGAGAGGGAUAAGACCCAUUUACUUAAACAUGAGGAUGACCAACUUCAGGAGCUCCCGUUCACUCCUGUCCAUGCCCCUGUCAUCACAGUGGGUGUGACUACACCAAGCUUGUCCACAGUCAGUUCGAGGAGUUCACUGGCCCACCUCUACUCUGCUGGCUUUCCUAACAUUGUGGAUUCGAGAGGGCAGGUGGCAGAAGUCUUGGAUGCCACAGAGCCAGUGCCCUUUGAUCCACACCGUGAAGAAAUGGAUCCUCUGCGGGAGAAUCUUUUGGUCUUCCAAUUUCUUGCAUUUACAAGGAUGCCAGUGGUGGGGAUUGGUCCUGAAUGGCCAGCCAACAUCUACUUCACCUUCCAGUUCUACCGUUUUCCACCAGUCACAUCACAGCAGCUUCGACUGCUCAACAGUGACAAAGUGCAGCAGAAAGAAAGCGAGCCGCUUCCUUGUGUUCUAACCUCCAUCAAUAAUGACAGCUCUGUCAACUCUGAUUCACCUGGGCUGCAGGUACAGUUCAGAGUUGAUGACAGUUUUCUAAAGCCAGGAGAGAAGCAUUGGUUCCUGCGCUACCUGGCCCUUCACACCAUGCAUGUUGACAUUUGGGACAGUGAGUCAUUGCUGCUCAUAGGUUCAACAGCUAUUGAGCUCAAGUAUAUGUUGCGGCAUGGCAAAAUGGCCGUGCAAGCACUCCAUGAGCUGGAGGUUCUGACUACCGACUAUGUCGGAGAGGAAACCUUGCAGACAGGCGACCCCUCCAACAACCCCUCCACCAUCGUCAGAGGUCGGCUGCAUGUUCGCACUGGAAACAUUGGCGGCUCCCAAGCAAAUCUGAGUAGAAGGACAACAGACCGCUUACAGUCUCAUUCUCACAUCAUCAUCCCUCAUGAGGUCACUGGUGGCUUUGCAGGGGGUAGCCUCUCUACCAGGAAUAUUCUCCAACUUAACGUGAAGAACACCGCACAGGCCCAAAGACUGCAGGUACAAGAGGAGCAUGGGCCAGCGUACAGAGGUGGGAUCAACAACAGCACCAGCUUUUCUUGGGAAAAGAGCAAGCUUGAGAGUGGCCAUCGCAAGCUGCAGUGUAUGGCCGCCGUGCACCAGAAGGAGGGCAAGAAGGAUGCUGAUAAAAUGACUCAUGAUGAGACUAAAGACAUUCCUUUGACCAUACAACCUUCUUCGAGCACCUUCUUUGAAGACAUCAGCAAGGCAGAGGGCAUCAGCAACAUGCUUUGCCAUGCUAUCACAACCCCGCAUCAACUUUUCGCCAGCCUGGGCUCUGCCGAGUACAUGGAAUUUGUCCUUAAAAACCCUUUCAACUCGCCUCAGACAGUCACCAUCCACAUCAAUGAUCCUGAGCUCAGUGUCAUCACUAACACAAAAGAGUGGCAGUACUUCAAAGAACUUACUAAAACACCUUCUUUGCUGGAGGAGGACAUGUUCCACUUGGAGGAAGGAGCUCUGGGACCAAAGGUUUACCUACGACCUAAGGAGAGCGUUCAUAUACCGCUAAAAUACCAGAGCUUCCUGUGUGACCAUAACAUGAGUAGUACUCAGCAGGGGCCGAGCUUUCUACCUCCGAGCAAAAGUUCUAAUGUGGCGAAGAAGAUUGUGUCCAAUAUGGUUGCUGCCAAAACCAUCAAGGUUUCAUUCAAAGCAGAAAAUGGUGAUCCAAUCGCUGUCUGCCAGGUGAUCGUGGAGCCAUCGCCUCACAUUGUGGACCAAACAUUCCGACUUUACCACCCAGAACUCACUUUCCUCAAGAAGGCCAUCCGCUUGCCACCUUGGCAUGCACUCACUGCAGUUGGAGACAUGAAUGCUGAGGCUAAUAUUUCUGUACGCUGCAGUGACCCAAACAUCAUCUGUCAGACCCGGAUGCUGGCGCCAGGAGAGCCUCAGGAUGUGCACUUGAAGGUACCUGGAAGUCCGAGUCCCAACAUCAAAAUGUUCUUUGUUAUGAUUUUCGCUGAUAAGUGGAUGGCUGCCCCUUCGCAGAUCUGGCAGAUUUAUGUGCAUUUCAUGGAGCGGGUUGAUGUCAGUUGUAUCACUGGCCAACAGAGUUGUCAAUCACUGGUGCUGAGGGGGAGGCAGGCUGCUCGCAAGGUCAAGUGUUUCUCAUCACAUCCCCAGGAGAUUGAGGUCAAGCCUGGAGGUGUUUUCAUGUUGCCACCUGCAGGAGUGCAAGAGCUUCAGUUGAAGGUGCAGCCAUGGCGGGCAGGCAGUCGCUUCCUGUAUGUGAACGCGGUGGACGUGGAGCAGACGCAGUUAGUGACCGCUUGGCUCCUGUGCCUCAAUGUCCACAGGCCUGUGCUGUCCAAGGCGUUUGAAGUGUGCGUCCCAGUUAGCAGUGGUCGGGGCAGCUCCAAAAAAAUCACCUACGUUAACCCUUACACCAGCAGCCGCACCUUCCUGCUCCAUUCUGACCAUCCGGAUUUGCUCCAGUUCAAAGAGGAUAAAUUCCAGCUUGAUGGGGGAGAGAGUUACACCAUCGGACUGCGCUUCGCCCCCAGCCAGAGUGCAGGUUCAGUGGAGAUACUGGUCUACGUGAACAACCUGGAGGAGAAGACUGAGGAGACGUUCUGCGUGAAGGUCAAUUACUUUUGAAUCAGUGGAUGUGAUAUGUGUCUGAUUCAGUUUUUCUACCUAAAAUAUAUAAUUUUGUACUUGUAAGAGCCUUUGAUUUCUAUUUUGUAUUUUUGAUAAUUAGCCUAUGAGUUGCUGUAUGAAUGCCCACGAGUGGGAUUUAUUUUUGUGCUGAUCUAACGAGCCUGCCUGAAAUAAAUCAACCCUUGACAAACAAAACUUAA
Molecule: messenger RNA, 4801 nt
Organism: Syngnathus acus (greater pipefish)
Lineage: Eukaryota; Metazoa; Chordata; Actinopteri; Syngnathiformes; Syngnathidae
Gene: nphp4
Product: nephronophthisis 4
Exons: 29
Coding region: 222-4598 (1458 amino acids)
Biological process (GO): negative regulation of canonical Wnt signaling pathway; protein localization to ciliary transition zone
Cellular component (GO): ciliary transition zone; ciliary base; cytoskeleton
Source: RefSeq, a predicted model, not a curated record